AUGAAAGACAAUUAUGAUCAUAUCACAACCUCUUAGGCUAUAUUUGAUGUGGUUAAAAGAGGGAAUUACGUAGAGGAAACUCGUGUACAAUACGAAAUCAAAUGCAUUGGAACUGAAAUAGAAACAGCACAAAUGUAAAUAUUCAUCUUCGAUCUCAUAGGGGAAAAGACACCGUUAAGUAUAAGUUCACAAUAACUAAAAUUGAUUUGUUAACAGAUACCAAAAAGUCUCAUGAAUUUGUCAGGAGGUAUUCUGAAAAUAAUCAACAACAUAUAGAUAUACACAUUUCUUAUGGUUAUAAAAUGAAUUGCAAAAUAAAUAAAUAGGCAGGGUGAUUCCCAGUCUCCCUGAAAAAUAGACAGUUUAUGAUAAAGAUAAAAGGUACUCUCCUUGUUAAUAAUUAUAUAGAAAAUUAGAAUUUGUGUACUUUAUGUAAAAAAUAUUGAGUCAUAAAAAACUAUAAUAAGUUGAUUGUCUAGAACGGUUUUUUAGUGAGGAAUUAAGAGUAAUGAAUUAAGUUAUAUUAGGAUUAUGAUGUAUUUCAACACUAUAUUGAGAAUAUGAAAGAGUCUCAAUCUAUGAUUAAUAUGUUUAUUACAACUGGAAUAUCCUUUAUGAAUAUGUUCUCUAAAGUCUGUAAUUACAAUGCUGUCUAAAUAAUAAAUAGAAUCCCUGAUGAAAAUGACAAAUAAUUUGAAGAUUGUAAAUAUAAUGAUAACUUAUCUUAAGAUAGGAAAGAAUUGGAGUAAAAUUAGUCUAAUACUGAAAUAAUAUUUUCUGAUAUCCAGAAAAUAGUUUAGAAAUUGUAGAUAUAAGCAAGAUCUUUAUCGAAUAGUUUUGAUAUAUUCAGUAAAUUAUACAAAUAGAAUUAGUGAAUGAAUGUUAGGGAGUGGAAGAAUUUGCUACAUUAAAAACCAUCAUAAAAAUUUAUGAAAGUUAUGAAAUUUAGUUAAGAUAGAAGUAUGUUUACAGAAUGGAAGCAAGCAUUAAAGAUUAUGAUCAAGCAAUCAAAUUAAUCAAUCUAUAUAAGGAGUUAAAGGAUUAAAUCAACAAAGAUACUCAAUUGAUUAAUAAUCCAAAUUACAGAUCAUAGAUAGACGAACUGAAAAUGCAAAUCAAUAAUAACAAAUAGAAAGUAGAGUAGUUGCAUAUCAACUUUCUAGAUGAUAUAGAUCUCUUUAAAUAACAGUAAAGUUGGUGUUUGAUUGAUGUAUAGAAAAAGUUUUAUGUCGAUUUGCAGGAGUGUUAUGACUCUAUUAAAUAAUAGAAAACUGCGCAUCAUUUGUGA
Paramecium octaurelia is the source of this 1288-nucleotide messenger RNA. The record is from the annotation of a GenBank genome assembly. Lineage: Eukaryota; Ciliophora; Oligohymenophorea; Peniculida; Parameciidae.